Misgurnus anguillicaudatus (oriental weatherfish) is the source of this 1278-nucleotide messenger RNA. NCBI's taxonomy places the organism in Eukaryota, Metazoa, Chordata, Actinopteri, Cypriniformes, Cobitidae. The record is from RefSeq and is a predicted model, not a curated record.
AUGUCUUUCAAUGAGACUGAGAAUAUUCUCCUGUGUUAUCCUUUACAUCCAGACUCUUGUCCUAGAGCUCAUCGUCUCACUGUUGUUAAAGUGGCAAUGUACGCUUUCAUUUCACUCAUGAUCCUCAUGACAGUUUUUGGGAAUCUGCUGAUCAUCAUCUCCAUCUCUCACUUCAAACAGCUUCAGUCUCCAACUCAUCUGAUCGUUCAGUCAUUGGCUGUGUGUGACUGUCUGCUGGGUUUACUGGUGAUGCCGUACAGUAUGAUGCGAUCUGUUGAGGGCUGCUGGUUUUUGGGAGAUGUUAUUUGUAAAGUUCAUACUAGUUUGGACAUGACCCUCUGUACUUCUUCUUUGUUACAUCUUAGUUUAAUAUCUAUUGAUAGAUACUGGGCCAUCUGUGACCCUCUGAGAUACAGAAUGAGGGUCACAAACUAUACUAUGACUGUAACUAUAACCUUUACAUGGAUCUUUUCAUUUGUGUACUUCUUUUCUGUAGUGUUUUCAGGGGUGUUUGCUGUAGGCCUUGAAGAUUUAAUAUUACAGAUGUCUUGUUUUGGUGGCUGUGUUCUCAUUUUAAACAAAGAAUGGGGACUAACUUGUUUAAUCUUGGCAUUUAUUAUUCCAGGAACUAUAAUGAGCUCUCUGUAUAUCAGCAUAUUUAAAGUUGUGAAAAAACACGCAAAGGUUUUGUCAGAGAAAGUGUCUGUGACCACCACAGGUGGUAACAGUCAAAACUCCGCACACAGAGAAAGAAAAGCAGCUAAAACUCUGGCUCUUGUUAUGGGUGUUUUCUUUCUCUGCUGGCUGCCUGGUUUUACUGCCUCUACUCUCAGCCCUUAUAUCAAUUUUUCUGUUCCAGCUGAUGUUUUUGAAGCUUUAAUUUGGUUUGCAUAUUUUAACUCGGCUUAUAAUCCUUUGAUAUAUGGAUUUUUCUAUCCUUGUUUUCAGAAGGCCUUUAAGACUCUCAUAUACACUUACAUCUAUAGCUUUAAGGAUUUAGAUGGUGUGGGCCACGGCCAAGAGAAGGACAGGGAGAAAGGGGGCAACGGGGGUCCAGGGCACUAUGGACCAGGGUGUGAGGCUCAGGCUCCUGCCUGGUCUCUGUUGUCCGUGGCGCCCUCCUUCUUCUUCCUGGAGGCAGAAAUCAAGACAACGCAGCAGCUGGGACACAGGGGCACAGUUAAAUUAACUGGGUUUGUUCUCACCUCUUCACUGACGACCGCUCACGGCGGUGACUGGGACACAAAGGUGGUGACUGGGACACAAAGGUGCAGUUAA